AUGACACCAGAUGAGCUAAAUUCCGCCAUCGUUACCUUUAUGGCCAAUCUGAAUAUCGAUGAUUCUAAAGCAAACGACACGGCUACUGUGGUCACAGAGUCCAUAGUUCACAGAUCAACAAAAUUGUUGGAAGUUGUCGUUGCGCUGAAGGAGUAUUUACUUUCAGAAAAUGAAUUAGAAAGAAAGAAUGCUUUGACGUGUUUAUCCACUAUUUUGGUCAAGAUCCCUAAAGACCAUUUGUCAAAGAAUGAAUGUUCAGUGAUUUUCCAGUUUUAUCAAUCUAAAUUCGAUGACCAAGCACUUGUAAAAGAGGUAUUAGAAGGGUUUGCUGCGUUAGCCCUAAUGAAGUUUGUCUCCAUUAACGAGAUAACCCAACUUUUAAGGCUAUUGCUAGACAAUUACCAACAAGGCCAGCAUCUGGCGUCCGUUAGACUCUUGCCUUUUGAGGUUCUAAAAAACAUAUUUGAUAGAUUCUUCGUCAACGCGUCGUCGAUUGGACAAGUUAAACGGAUCAACGAUUUAUUUAUCGAAACGUUUCUUCAUAUCGCCAACGGUGAGAAAGAUCCUAAGAACUUAUUACUAUCAUUUGCAUUGAACCAGUCUAUCACUUCCAACUUACAGAACGUGGCGAAUUUCAAAGAAGACCUUUUUGAUGUUUUGUUUUGCUAUUUCCCAAUCACUUUCAAACCACCAAAGCAUGAUCCUUAUAAAAUUUCCAAUCAAGAUUUGAAAGCCGCGUUGAGAUCCGCCAUUGUUGCAACACCAUUAUUUGCCGAGGAUGCAUAUAGCAACCUACUUGACAAGCUUACUGCUUCUUCACCAUUGGUGAAAAAUGAUACGCUUUUAACACUAUUGGAAUGCAUUAGAAAAUUUGGUGGUUCUUCUAUAUUAGAAAACUGGAAGCUACUUUGGAAUGCUUUGAAAUUUGAAAUUAUGCAGAACAGCGAAGGAGGCGAAAACACUCUACUAAAUCUACAUAAUCAGGAGAAAUCGAAUGACAUGGGCGAAUAUACUAAUUACGAAGCUUGUUUGAAAAUUGUUAGUUUGAUGGGACUGCAACUAUACGAUUUUGACAAAGUAUCGUUUGAGAAGUUCUUCAAUCAUAUCUUAGACGAACUAAAACCGAACUUUAGAUAUGAAAAAGACUUAAAGCAAACCUGUCAGAUUUUGUCUGCCAUUGGUAGCGGGAAAUUAGAAAUAUUCAAUGAGGUAAUUUCCUCCACCUUCCCGUUAUUUUUGAAUAACACAUCAGAAACUGCCAAGUUAAAACUGUUAAUUAUGAACUUGUCAUUCUUUUUUGACUCAUAUAUUGAGCUAUUUGGAAAAAUAUCUACAGAUCUCCCCGAAAAGUCAGUACCAAAUAAUAAACUGGAUGAAUACAAGGAUGAGAUAAUUAUGAUUUUAAGCAUGGCAUUGACCGGUAGCUCCAAGUCGGAGGUAACUGUGAGAACACUUUCUGUAAUCCAGUUUACAAAAAUGAUUAAGAUGAGGGGAUUUUUGACAAAAGAGGAGGUUUCGUUAAUAAUUCAAUAUUUCACAGAAACAGUAUUAACUGAUAGUAAUAAAAACAUAUAUUAUGCCUGCUUGGAAGGGUUGAAAACGAUCAGCGAGAUUUAUGAAAGUUUAGUUUUUGAAAUAUCAUUGAAAAGACUAUUAGAUUUAUUACCUGAUUAUUUUGGCGAAAAUAUUCGUGUAAAUGAUGAAGAAAAUAUUCAGAUUGAAACAAUUUUAAAAAUCAUACUCGAUUUCACCACCUCGAGGCAUAUUUUGGUUAAAGAAAGUAUUAGCUCCCUAGCAACCAAUUUGAAUACUGUGGCUAAAAUUUCCAAAUCCAAAGAAUACUGCUUUUUGUUAAUUUCAACUAUCUAUUCUCUUUUUAAUAAUAAUCAAAAUGGCAAUGUUAUCAAGGAGGAAGAUGCUCUCUCGCUCAAAAGAGCCAUUGAGCCCAAGUUAUUUGAGAUAAUCACCCAAAACUCUGCCGUUAGGGAUGACAAUUACAAUUUGACCUUGUUAUCGAAUGUCUUAUUCUUUAUUAAUCUGAAAUUGCCACAAGGAAUACAUCAAGAAGAACUGGACAAGUACAACAGCAUUUUCAUUUCCGAAGGAAAUAUAAAAAUAUUAAAUGCACCAACUUUGCUGAUUAUUCCAUAUGUCAAAAUCUUGUCUGCCAUGAACAAGACCUGUAUAUUUCCUCAAAAGUUAAAUAUUCUUACUGAAACCAUUCAACUAUUGAGAACACAUGGCUCAAUAAUGACAGAAACCGAGAAAUUAGGAUAUUUGGAACUGCUAUUAGUCUUAUCGAAUAAAUAUGUYCCCGAAAAGAACGUAAUAGAAUUAUUAGAUUGGAAUGAUCUAUCACUGAUCAAUCUAGAAAUAAUGAUAUGGUUGAGCAAAGGCCUAGUAAUGCAAAACUCUUCAAAAUCCUCCGAAACGGCUAAUAAAUUUAUCGGUUUAUUGUCUAAUGAAGAAAUUGGUUCAUUUGUGGCAAGACUAUUUGAAAUAUUUGUUGUUAACAUUAGUUCCCUACAGAAAUUCAAAGGAAUCAAUUGGAAUAAUAAUGUUAAAAUAUUGUACAAACAGAAAUUUUUCGGUGAUAUUUUCCAGACUCUAGUCAAUAACUACAAAACUACUGUGGAUAUGAACGUUAAAUGCAAUUACCUGACUGCGUUAUCGCUAGUAUUGAAACACACUCCAAGCCAGUUAGUGGGUCCGUUCAUUAGCGAUUUGUUUCCACUUUUAUUGCAAGCUUUGGAUAUGCCUGAUUCUGAAGUAAGAGUAUCCGCUUUAGAAACCUUAAAAGACACUACGGAUAAGCAUCAUAAACUAAUUACAGAGCACAUAAGUACAAUAGUUCCAUUAUUGUUAUCCCUUGUUCUUCCGCAAAAAUAUAAUAAUGUUAAUGUCAGGUUGAUAGCCUUGCAACUGUUGCAAAUGAUUACCAUUGUGGUCCCAUUAAAUUAUUGCCUAACUUAUCAGGAUGAAGUGAUAAGCGGGCUAGUGCCGGUUUUAUCUGAUAAGAAAAGAAUUGUAAGAAAGCAAUGCAUUGAUACAAGACAAGUUUAUUUUGAAUUGGGUCAAGUUCCAUUCGAAUGA
Molecule: messenger RNA, 3093 nt
Organism: Saccharomyces eubayanus
Lineage: Eukaryota; Fungi; Ascomycota; Saccharomycetes; Saccharomycetales; Saccharomycetaceae
Gene: MET18
Product: Met18p
Exons: 1
Coding region: 1-3093 (1030 amino acids)
Biological process (GO): iron-sulfur cluster assembly
Cellular component (GO): cytosolic [4Fe-4S] assembly targeting complex
Source: RefSeq, a predicted model, not a curated record